AUGAACAGUUCCCUCCCCAGAUUAGAUAACUUAGCAGUCUCUAAAGAAUUCUUAGAACAGCAUUCUCAAACACUCUAUAGCCUGCGUGCAUUUCCACCAAAAAAGGUGCGACGGGCAUCAAACAUGCCCGUUUCGCUGACAGGAACUUCCUUUACCCCUCGAGGAGGCUCUUGUCAAAUCAGUAUUCCCGAGGUUAGAAAGCUUCCUUCUCAGUUUUCUCACAAGCAAAACGAGAAUUCUAUUACAGACUUUGGAUCUCCUCUUUUGGUAGAUCUCUUUGGAUAUCGCUUAAUUAUGGGUUCUACUGUCGAGCAAGAUGUCAAGACGCCAGAAUAUGCUACCUCAUCGCCAUCUAUCGGUACUGUUAGCACAUGUAGUCCUAUAACAGAAAAGGUCAUACUGUCUACGUAUUCUCGACCUCCGUCCAGCUUCAAAGUCUCGCGUACUAGUGCGGCUCCUGUUAAAUCUAUUGCCAUUCCCAGCCUAAACGAUGCACUUACUGGUCCCUUAUCCAGUGCCAAGGCGAGACCAAACAGUGCUAGACAACUGGCGACGCCCACAUCGUCACGUUCCCCCAGCCCUUCCUGCCUAAAUAGAGAUUUUAUCCACAAUAACAGAGUUUUAUCUUACACUAGCCAACGAUCAGUGCAUACUGCGCAAGGUUUGGCUAAAGAUACUAUCAGCAGAGGAUCAUCAAUUGUUUAUUCACUGGGACUUCCUCGUGAAUCACCACACGCAUUAGGAACGCCGCUCUAUGAACUUCCGGCUCAAUUCUUCCUACAAGUUAACUCUCCCCUAGGAGCGUCUCCUCCACCUAAUGAAUCUUGCUUAGCCACUCCGUCAAUGAACACCGAAAUAUCACUCGUAGAAAGUCUUGGUGAUCUUUCAACACAUUCUAUGGGGCAUUCAGAUGCAUCUGAACCAGCUCAGUAUGUCGCAGAUCACGUGUUAAUGGAUCAGUCAGUGCACUGCAAGCGGCCCACAGCUGUUUCUCAUGCUAACCAACCUCCCACAGAAACCAAGACAUCUUUUCCUUCACAGUAUUCUGUACGCAAAUGCACAUCGGUAUAUUCUAAUCAACCAGCAGUAGCUCCACACUCAUCAGAAAAGGGCACGCAUAACCAUAAUUUGAAGCCAAACUGUUCUCCAAGAAGCAAAGCUAACCAAUCUUGUCCUCAAGUUAGAGAAAGGCUUACAAUAUCCGGCACCCUACUUCAGAGCCAUGCAACUGCACCGUCUUCGUAUAGAUUCAAAGUGUCUGCUUGCCAGAAAAGGGAAAGUGCGCCACUUUCUGAAAAUUCACAACCGCUACAACUAGUGCCAUGUUCUAGUGCAACAGAAUACAUCAACGAAUUCUUAGAUAGAAGAGGAUUCUAUCCGUACGUUGCUCGCUGCACAAAAGCUGCUCAUAAAUCUGCAGUUGUGAGCAGACUGGCAGGAUCUUCUGCAUCAAUCUGA
Giardia duodenalis is the source of this 1458-nucleotide messenger RNA. RefSeq lists its product as uncharacterized. Lineage: Eukaryota; Fornicata; Diplomonadida; Hexamitidae. Bases 1 to 1458 code for a protein of 485 amino acids. The transcript has a single exon. The record is from RefSeq and is a predicted model, not a curated record.